This is a messenger RNA of Vitrella brassicaformis, 1597 nucleotides long. The record is from the annotation of a GenBank genome assembly. NCBI's taxonomy places the organism in Eukaryota, Vitrellaceae.
AGAAACUUGAAGUGAAGCAGGUGGAGGGUUGAGGUGUAGGGAGGGCGAUGGCUGUUGAGAGUCAGCAACGGUCCGCACCGAGUGCCAACACACUCUUUGGCGGCGUCAGAUGUCUGCUGUGUGGAGGUGCCCAUUUCACUGAGGACUGCCGGCGGACUAUGAUCAGCGGCGUCGGUGAGUGAGCACCAGAUACGAUCAGUGCGAUGUCUGUCUGUCUGUCCUUGAUGCGUCUGUGUGUGCGUGUGCAGGUGGCACUGGCCACCACACCGAGGACCGGCGCACCAUCGUCUGUGACAGUAAGCCGCAACACCCACACAGCUGAGCUCACUACAAUCCGCCACCAGCCUCACCCCCGUGUCUGUCUGUCAUUGGCUCGUUGGUUGACGACAGAGUGCGGCAGGCCGGGUCACCGGCGGCAGGAGUGCCGCGUCAAUGUCUGUGGACGGUGCGGCAAGAGCGGCCACAAGGAGGCCGAAUGCCACGCCGACCCUAAUCUGUUCUGCAAGCGCUGCGGACGGAGAGGACACCUCGCGAGGGCAUGCCCCAAGGUGGUCAAUGAAGAGUCAUCCAUGGGGGGUCACACAGAGGUGAUGUGUCUUAUGGUGGUGUGUUGUCUUAUGUGUCUGUGGUGCAGUUUGUGUGUCGGUGGUGCGGCCAAAUGGGACACAGACCGAUCAACUGCCCAAAGAACCCCAAUCAGUGAGCCUGGCUGUCUGUCUGUCUGUCUGUGUCACACGUGUGUGUCUGUGUGUGUGUGUUCAAAGGGUCGACCGGCGGCUGCGGAGGAUGGACCAGCGCGCCAAAGACACCAGGGCCUUCCACAUGUACGCCACCGACACACACACAUAGCAGUCAAGUUACUCAUGUGUGUGCGGUGUUCGUGUGAUGGUGUGUGCAGGGAGCGUGCCAAUGCUGAGCUGAGUGAGCCCGUCGGCGCCUCACUGCUCAGAGAAAUCGCAGCAAAGUACACAGACACACUCACCCCACCGACCCCUGCACACCUCAGUGUGUGUGUGUGCGUGUGUGUGCAGCAAGCAAGACGAUCUCGUGCCCCCGCCCCCCUCAGCAUCAGCCGCGUCAGCAUCGCCACCAGCGGCCCCCCUCCCCCUCUCUAACCAGCAGCCGCUCAUUCGGAUAAAGCGCAAGCACACCGACACAACUGUCGCAGGGAGAGAGGCAGAGGCAGAGCAACAGCCAGAAGGAGACAUCAAGAGGGUCCAUCGGGACGAUGACAGCGACACCGCCGCGGUGGCAGCAGGGAGGGGCAAAGAGGUCAGUGAGGGUCUGAUGGCUGCCUUGCUGUUGGGUUAUGGUGACGAUGACGAUGACGAUGAGGGCGGGUGAAUGAUUGAGGGGCGAGAGGGACGCAUCGAUGUGCCAUCUGUCAGUGUCUUUUUCGAUGGCGUGUGAGCGCCACGUAUGUCAUGCCGUCAUGUUGAUACAUAUCGACGAUGGACAAUUUUCGACGACCAAACCGAGCCAAUGGUUGGUUCCUGGCUACCCCCUUCUUGGCAAGAUGUUGACAGAAACGGAUCACCGAAAUGUCGUUGGCGGAUAUUCCGCGGGCGAGGGUUUAAGACAGGAGAUUAAGGGCUUA